GCCGACCUGGGCCACAUGAAAAGGCACCUAGCCGCCGCCGCCGCCGCUGCCGUCCGCCGUCCGCCGCCGUCGCCCGCCCGCACAGCUCCACGCCUGCCGCCGGUUCCUCCGAUCCUCCGAGCGGGCGUUCCCCGCCCCGACCCAGCGCUUCCCCGGCCCCGAUGGAACAAGGAGACGGAUCGGCAGCUGCUGCGGCGGAGCAACAGGCGGGCGGAGCAGAGGAGCAGCAGCUCGCCGAAGAUCUCCUCCACCGCUUCGAGCGAGUCCUCCACUCUGACCCCCUCAUGUAUUGAUGAGGUGGGGUUCUUGCAUCCCACACAGUUCAACUCACUAGGCUGCGGCCAGGACGGCGAUUCCGCACCCCAAGCUCCGGAAUUGCAGCACGGAUACUUCUGGUGCAGAGACCACAAGCUUGCCAUCUCCGCCGAGAUCCUGCCUAAGCUCUACCGCGCCGCCCGCGAUGCCUACUACAGCUCCAGAAAUGCUCCACUACCGGCGACUCAUCUCAUGAGCCACACCAAGGCGCUUCUCAUACUUUGCCCUGACAUGCUUACCGCAUGGAACUCCAGGAAGAUGGUUCUGUCGGAGAAAUAUGAUUUCACAAAGCUCAAGGAUGAGCUGCAACUGUGUGCGCUGAUCCUUUCCUACUCACCAAAGAAUGAGAGCACAUGGAGCCAUAGGAGAUGGGUGUUAAAACAAGUUGCAGAGCAACAUCAAGAUAUGGCAGAGCUUGUAGAGAAGGAAUCUGUACUAGUGAAAGAGAUAGCAGAGAGGUCAAAGAUGAACUACCGAGCAUGGAGGCAUCGCUGCUGGCUUAUUCCUUACAUGACAAGGAAACAGGUGCUGGAUGAACUGAAGAAGUCAACAAGAUGGAGUGAGCUACAUGUUGCUGACAACUGCUGCUUUCACUACCGCAGGUCCCUGCUUCUUGCACUACUAGACAUCCGAGAGAACAGAGAGGAUUCCCUCAGUUGGGAAUCAGAGACGUACCUGCUCUGGAAGGAGGAGCUGAGGUGGAAUGAGAUGCUUAUCAGACGCUACCAAGGGCGAGAGUCACUGUGGAACCACCGGCGGUUCCUUUCGCCAUGGUGGAUACAGCAAUUGCUUGCUGUUGAAAAAACCUGCCCCUCAAUGACAUCCCAGGUGGAUCUGUUCAUAAUCCAGGAGAUAGGCCUGCUGUCAGAGUGCCUGAAUGACCCUGUGGAUGAGUUCGAGGAGUCACACGUCCAAGCAGAGCUUUCAGCGCUCUACAUUCUGUGGAUAGCAAAGCAAGUUCCCGCUGUAAAAGGGAAGCUGGAAGAGAGGCUGCAUUCCGUUUCCAUUAUGGGGCUGAAGGACGUGCUGGUAAGAGCCUGCCGACCGGAGAAGAUGCGGCUGUGGAUGAAUCUGCUUGGCUUGGCUGAUCCAUCACAAUGACGACAUGGCGUUUCUUAUUGACAUUGACGGUGUCUGCCUCGAUUGCAGUUGUAAUGAAACACAUGGAUUGCAUUUUGUAACCAAACACACACGGCAUGUACAUCUCCUUAGGCAUUUGGUUCAGGUCCUCUGUAAUUGCAAACCAGAUUAAGCAGGGGGUUGGGAUUGCCGGCAAAGAGGAUUGGAGGAGGUGUAAUGUUUAGCUCAGAACCAGGUUGCUUA
This is a messenger RNA of Panicum hallii, 1638 nucleotides long. RefSeq names its product protein prenyltransferase alpha subunit repeat-containing protein 1. Gene Ontology annotation, molecular function: protein farnesyltransferase activity; CAAX-protein geranylgeranyltransferase activity. The record is from RefSeq and is a predicted model, not a curated record. Gene Ontology annotation, cellular component: protein farnesyltransferase complex; cytoplasm; CAAX-protein geranylgeranyltransferase complex. Gene Ontology annotation, biological process: protein geranylgeranylation; protein farnesylation. NCBI's taxonomy places the organism in Eukaryota, Viridiplantae, Streptophyta, Magnoliopsida, Poales, Poaceae. The coding region runs from base 16 to 1416 and encodes 466 amino acids. The transcript is spliced from 10 exons.